AUGGCCAAUGAGAUCUUUCGUAAUAGUUGUUCGAAUUUGCGUAAGCUGGUGUACACGAUAAAACACGAUGAAUCUUCAUUCGACGAGAUCACAAACGGUCGCUAUUCUUCGACAUAUACAAAUUUGCAAAUACAAUACGAGUAUAAAACCUACCCUGUGCCUCAAAUUUUGCAGUCCAAACCUUUGGAUCUGGAAGCCGGGAUUGCCCAAUAG
Messenger RNA from Acaulospora morrowiae, 213 nucleotides. The record is from the annotation of a GenBank genome assembly. Lineage: Eukaryota; Fungi; Glomeromycota; Glomeromycetes; Diversisporales; Acaulosporaceae.